Messenger RNA from Kockovaella imperatae, 1785 nucleotides. RefSeq lists its product as hypothetical. Lineage: Eukaryota; Fungi; Basidiomycota; Tremellomycetes; Tremellales; Cuniculitremaceae. The record is from RefSeq and is a predicted model, not a curated record. The coding region runs from base 321 to 1607 and encodes 428 amino acids. The transcript is spliced from 2 exons.
CCCCCCCCCCCCCGCAUCUCCUGUUAAGUUUACCCCACAGCCAAAACAAGCGAAAAACCUUGUUGUUACGCGGAUGCAUUUUUGGGUUGUUGAGCACCUCUUCCACAUGACCUCGAGCACCAUAAGCAUCGCUGGGAGAGUUCUCACGCGCACACUCAUAUAAGAUAACAGGUGCUGUAGAGGGGAAACCGGCUGGCAAGUACGGCUGGGAAGAGUCUCGAGACGAAGCGACUCAAUCCGACGACAGUCCACGGGUCGAUCGCAUCGAUUGCCGGCGUUUGCCCCCACCUCUACUGCAGGCGGACCCCCGUCAUCCCACCAUGUCAUCUUAUCUCUCCAAUUCCUCUACAUCACCGCGACAAGCCUCCUUCUCUGGAACCGGAUAUGAACAUGACGACAUGAGUCAUCGUCCUCGCUCACAUUCCUCGUCCUCGCGAGCCAAUCGGCCGAGCGUGACAUCUAGGCAUUCGUCAAGGGGUCGGAGACCUAGUACCGCGUUCACGGGGUCUUCGGGCAGCUACUCUGAAGGAGAAGAUGAUGAUGAAGACGAGGAGUGGGAAAAUGGAGCACGAGUGGGCCGAAAGACAAAUAAGAAGAAGAAAGAUGAACCGAUGAGCCCGGUCGUCGUUGUGUUCUACGUGACUGCCCUCUACAUCAUCUUCCAGAUUCUCACGCGGUCUGACGAACACGAAAUCCUCGCACACCUCCCACAAUCUCUCCGUGGCCGUUCGCCAGUGGGCCUAGGCGGCUCCAACGUCCAUUCCGACGUCGCGUCCCACCAACAUUACGCCUUCCCCUACCAUCUACCUCACCUCAAUUCGCCUCUCCCUUCAUCCUCAGAAACCAGUCCAGGAUUCUGGCGAUCCCUGCUCGGCAUUGUCAUUUACCCGCUCUACCUGAUCAUCACUCUCCUCGCCAUCCCGGUCCCACUCUUACUCAAUACAGCCCAUCUCAUCCUAUCCGUCCUCUCUACGGUCUUGUACCCUCUUACAUCCACUAUACGCAUUCUCGGUCGGACCUUCAUUCUCGGUCCCCUGGGCAUGAUCAGAUCCAUGCUCGGAGUCUUUUAUCCCAUCUACACAUUUGUAGGUGGGGUCAUAGGCGUGGGUUGCGUCAUGGGCAUGGGGGCAGGAUGGGUCGGUCAGACUGUACUUGAUUUGAUCUAUGGCAAGUCGAAAAACCAGGUGAAAAAGUCCAGCCGGAGGCGAGACAGGUCGACCAUCAGCGCGAGAACGAGUUCCGAACCAGUGAACGAGCACACAGUCGAGGCCACGUCGCACUCUCAUGCUACCUCAAUUAUUCGAUCAGUUCGACAUUCAUCUGUCGAGCCGUCGAAGAGCAAGACCCAAAAAUCCGGCCCACUCUCCUCAGUCUCUUCGAAUGUGAACCCCUCUGCCGCGAGGAAACUCGUCAAACCGGACAAGCAGGGAGUGCUCGACAAGUUUGCCUCAAAUUACGAGGACGAAUACAGGGCUGAAGUCCCUCUGAAACAUACCAAAGCAUCAGGGGAUGGAGUAACGACCGGUAGGGAAGCUCAAGCAAUAGGCACCAGGAAGAGGCUGCACGCCUCACAGUCUCGUACAGGAGAGAUUGGCAAGGCUUGGUGACGCAAACGACCCCAUUUUUUCAGGGUGUUUACUUUCGUUUGGAGGUUGGAUUAGAUUCAGCUGUAUCAUGGUUGUAGAAUAGACUGAAUGAUUGUCCGUGAACAUACCCUAUAGCGAUACAUUAUGACCAUGAGUUUUGCCAUUUGACGCUUCUAUGCCAUGACAUGUAUGUGAGUUU